UUUCAACAUUUAAACUGAAAAUUGAAACUAAUAUGCAGUGUCUAAUUAUUAAAAGUUGGUGUAAAAACAGCUCAGUAACCGUGUUCUCACUGUAGGUGGCGGCAGCGAGCAGUUCUCGCGAGAUCCCACAGAAUUCCACGAGCCAGUGUGAGCUCCCUCCGCCCCCCCUCGCUCCGUUGGGAGAGAAGAAAAUAAACCUAUUGCUGCUAACCAGGCUAGUUAUGGAACCAAACUCUCUACACUCCUUUUGCCAACUGUGACCGGGCAAGAGAGACUUCCCCUGCAUGCAGCGUCUCUGUCUGGGAGUGGAGAACGGGAACGGUGCGGAUUUUCCCGAUCUUCUCUGUUUUAAAAAGUCAAGUUGAAGACGCCAGCCAGGAGAGGCUUUUCAUUAGCUAGCCUAUCUGCGAGCUAGCUAACUGAGCUAACCGUAGCCUAGCCAAGGAGCACUGGAUGAAGUUCGCAUGGACUGGCUGCUGCGAAUGGGAGAGUAGCCUCCUGCCUGACUGCAAGCUUUUCCUUUUCUUCACAUGGGGAGUCUGUCGUUACUUAAUGCACACUAUCGCCCCGGAGCCUGAAGGCGAUAACUGUGCGCAAAUGUUUUUGCGGCUUACGCCAUCACAUUAUUGAUCUGGAAAUCCACUGGCAAGCUAACAGGAUAUUAGCCACCUUUCUCGCCACUCCGCUUUGUGGUUGCAGGCCAUGGACUGAAACACAUUCAUCACUGACUCGAGUGAUGGGAAGGCUGGCUUGAUGGCAGCUAAUUAUUUAUUGGGAAGCAGCAAUUGGAUACAGCUAAACGGAGAAAAGUAGGGUUAGAUUUGAGAGCUCACCCUGAAACAGUUACAACUCCUGUUUACUCCUUUUUUUCUUUUCUUUUUUUUAAACUCGAAACUUGAAAUGCAUCGGAGUGCUGGAGCUUUUUCAAACUUGGGAUAGAAGAGACGCACAAGAAAACAGCGGGAUCACAACUCCACUGCUGCUGAAAGAGAGGUCCUCCAGAGAGAUAACUGCAGAGUUUUUUAAUUCAAAGAAAAGAUGUCUACCGCUAAAGAAAACCCCUGUAGGAAAUUCCAGGCGAACUUCUUCAAUAAAAGUAAAUGUCAGAACUGCUUCAAACCCCGGGAGCUGCAUCUGUUGACGGACCAGGAUUUGACCCAGGCUAAACCUAUUUAUGGUGGAUGGCUAUGCUUGGCCCCUGAGGGAACUGACUUCGACAAUCCUAUGCAGAGAUCCCGGAAAUGGCAGAGGAGAUUCUUUGUGCUGUACGAACAUGGCUGUUUGCGCUUCGCCCUGGAUGAAUCGCCGAGCACGCUGCCUCAGGGCACCGUCAACAUGAACCUCUGCACGGACGUCAUCGACGCCGAGCCCAAGACGGGCCAGAAGAACUCCCUGUGCAUCAUCACGCCAGACCAGGAGUACUUCAUCAGAGGGGAGAACAAGGAGAUCAUCAACGGGUGGAGCGAGCAGCUGGUGGUUUACCCCCGAACCAACAAACAGAACCAGAAGAAGAAGCGCAAGGUGGAGCCGACGACGUCUCAGGAGCCGGGUCCAGCCAAGGUAGCGGUGACCGGCUCUGGGAUCCCUGAGGCAGAGAAGGUUCCCGACUCCAGCUCCAUAAUCUGGCAGGAGGAGCUGAACCAGAGGGAGGCUGAGGGGGCUGCAGUCUGGGCCGCUGCUGAUUUGCCUCCAGGAUCACCGCUGCCCUCCACAGGUGACUGUGCGUCCGUGGGUCACGGCUCGGAUGCAGGCUCGGUGAACGGCGAUGAAGUGGACCGGGGAGGCCUGGCGCUCCACAGCGCCGCACCCCAGCCGCCCAGCGACCUGCUGUCCCCCACGGGCUCCUGCUCUAGCCUGGGAGGGGUCCCACGCUGCCUCUCCCCAGCCCCCAGCGACCCCUUUCCCUCCGGCAGCUCCCUGCUCUCCAACGGAUCCCACAUCAGCGGCUCGGUCAGCUCCCUCGACUCGGACGCCAGCGGCAGCACCGUGACCAGCACGGACAGUCACCCCACCACCCAGAGGGGCGGCCAUUCCUUCAGCCACCACGACGCGACAAGAUCCAGACGGCUGGAGGCCGAGGCCAGGAAGGCCGAGAAGAGGAGCCGGUUCAGGAGCCCCGACAGGCAGGAGAGGGAGGCCGUCCUCAGCCCCGAGAGGAGUCGCUCCGGUGUGAUUGAGAAGCUGGAGGCUUUGGAGCUGGAGAAUCAGGAGAAGAUGGAGGUGGAGGAGUCGGGGAGGAGCGGAGCCAGACAGGGCCGAAGUGAACACCGACGCUUCCACCGAGAGGAGCAGAGGCAUGACGCUGGUCAGGGCCUGGACUUCCCCUCCACCCUGCCCCCUCUGAGGAGAGCCAAGUCGUUGGACCGGAGGACCACGGAGUCAGUUAUGACACCGGAUUUACUCAACUUCAAGAAAGGUUGGAUGGUGAAGCUGGAUGAACAAGGCCAGUGGAAGAAAUACUGGUUUGUGCUGACAGAUCACAGCCUGCGAUACUAUAAGGAUUCGAUCGCAGAGGAGGCCUCUGACCUGGACGGUGAGAUCGACCUGUCGACGUGCUAUAAUGUAACCGAGUACCAGGCUCAACGCAACUAUGGUUUCCAAAUACAUACGCAGGAGGGAGUGCACACUCUGUCCGCCAUGACAGCAGGUAUACGCAGGAACUGGAUCCAGGCGGUCAUGAAGAACGUCAGACCAUCCACUGCCCCUGAUGUGGCGAGCUCAACCGAGGAUCAUGGCUCCUUCUCUCCUCUGGAAGGUCUGGUCAGGCCAGACGUCACCCAGGACUCACCCUCCUCCGAGGCCUCCUCUGUGGAGAGAGAAUCCGCUCCGGGCGUUAUAAAGAGCCGGGCACGCGAGCGAAGACGAGAGGGCCGCUCGAAGACUUUCGACUGGGCGGAGUUCAGACCCAUCGCCCAGGCUCUGGCUCAGCAGCGGGCGCAGGAGGCCGAGAGCCUCCAAGCGGACUUGGGAGAGCUCGAGCGGAGCCGGAGACGGGAGGAGAGGCGGAAACGGUACGAGUCGGUGACCAGCUCGUCAACGGAGCCCACGUCCGUUAAAGAAGGAGGGAGGACGGACUAUGAGAGCGGAGAGGGAGUCGGACACUCAGACUCAUUAGGUCCCAUGUCUUUGGAGAGGCAGCAGAGGGUUGAGGAGGUGAUUGAACAACACUGGCGACAGGUGGAGAAGACGCCCAUACGGGAGGAGAGGAGGGUGCCUCUGCCCACCACAGUGCAGUCCAGAGAGACUGUAGAGCUGGAGCAGCUGCUGGAGAAUUACAAGCAGGGGAUAGAAGACCUGAAGGCGCAGUUGGAGAGCUGUCACCAGCAGCUCCUCGACUCCAACAAGCACAAGCAGGAGCUGGAGCUCCAGCUGAGAACAGCUCUGGAGAGAGAGCAGGACAUCCGGACGGGUUACAUCUCUCCGCUGGAGCACCCUUUGGGUCUGGAGGCUGAUGUGACGCCCCAGACGAAGAGGCCUGAACUGGUUAGUUCUCAAGCACAGAGUUUAACAAAGAAGUACCAGGAGACCAAAGAGCUCCUGAAACUGCAAGAGUUGAAAAAGCGCAAUAUGCAGGCACAGCUUGGCCUCUCGCUUUCUCAACUCCCCAUCAAGGAACCUUACUUUUCUGAACCUCAAAAACCAUCUAUUCUGGAAGGCCCUCCCCCUGAACCUGUCCAAAAAACAGUUAGUUUCUUGCUUCAGGACAGCUCAGAAGCAAUUCAAGAGCUAGAAGAUUUGAUAGCUGGUAAACCCUUCACUCUAAGAGAGCUGGGGAAAGUGUUGAAAUCCCAUAGUUGUAAUCAAGAGACAACAGAGAAGUAUCAACUUCAGAAGCUCUUGGAGACCUGGAAGUAUCAGCAGGAGUUAGAAAAUGAAACAAUAAAAAAGAGUUUAGCCAGGGCAGGAGAAAGCAUCCGUGAAUACGAAGCUCGGCUCCUAACCAUGGAGGAUUUGGUGGGGAAGGUUCAGAAGCAAAGUUUUGAAAGUCUGAGAAGCCCCUACGGCCCCCUCUCAAAAAUUGAAAACCAUUCAGAGACAAACGAGAUGACUAUUGGAAUGCUGUCUCAGAGGGUUGAACUCUUAACGAAUGAAAACGGGGCUCUGAAACAACGAUGCCAGGAAAUCGUGAACCAGCUGACCGAGGCAGACAGAGAAAUAGACAGACUGAAAGCUGAGCUGAUCAGCCAGCAGGGCGGCAAACAGCAUCAUCUGGUCAUGGAAGAGCUGAAAAGACUGAAGGCUGAGCUGGCUGAAAACCAAGCCAAUGCCAUAGACAGAGAGUAUUAUGAGAGGGAGCUGAAUGAGAAAUCCUUAAGGCUUCAUGAAGCUCUGGUUACAUUGGAGGAGCUCGGCAGCACCCUUAAAGACACUGAGAAGAAGCUGCAGCUGAAAGAGGCCACGCUGAAAGGUCUGGGCUUCCAGACAGAUUACGAGGAUGAGGAGUUACACCCAGAGAAAGAGCAGCUCAAAGGGCUCCUUGAAGCCUCACAAGCAAAGUUAUCUGAGAUGGAGGCAAGCCUGCAAUCUGCAGAGCAGCGCUGUAUGGAAAUGGAAGCUAGGAACAGUGAACUAAUUGCACUAAACCAGGAAUCUGAGGAAGUUAGUAGAAAGAAGCUAGAGGAAGCAGAAAAUGAAAUAAGAAUGCUACGAGAGAAGUUAGAAAUGAAGACAGAUAGAGCAGAUGAAAUGACGGAUAGUGAGUGUGUUGAAGCAGGAAAAAAGCAGGUUGACAAUAAAGGACUUGUGAAGCAAGUAGUAGAAGAGGUUGAGAUAAAGACUGAGGCGAUUAAUCAGGUUGUAGAGAUGUUAGCAAACGUAGAUGUUAAUGUAGAAAGAAUGCUCAGUGAUUUAAAAAGCACUUUAUUCGGUUCUUCGAUAGAAGAGCCACUCUGUGUGAGUCCAAAAGACAUGAGGUUGGUGGUCGAGGGAGAGUUCUGGAGCCAGCUGUUGGGCAACUCUGAAAUAAAACCAGAGGAAACCAAACACAGCUGUGGGAGGAGUCUGGCAAAGCAGAUGAUGGCAGAGAAGCAGUUGAUGAUCUUAUCUAAAUUUAGAGGGAUUUGUGCACAAGCAAAAGCUGAAGGCGAGGUAGAGACCGAGCCAGAUUUUGCAUCUAUGUACAGCUGGCUUGACAAUGAAACAAAUGCUCUUAUCCUUAAAGAGUUAACAGAGACCUUGGAGGCAAAGUCAAGUGCUUUGAAGCAGAUUGCAUCAAGGGUAAUGCAGGAUGAAGACAAUGAACUUCUGUCUUUGGCUCUAGCAAGCUUUGAGUUUGGUAACAAGCAGAAACAGUCAUAUCUGCGUAACGCUCUCAAAGAGGCAUACAUGUCUUAUGUGAUCAUUAGGCUGAAGGUUCAGCAUGAGAAAGAGAUAAUGCAAAAGCAGAUGGAAGUUCAGGUUGGUAGCUUGGACUGUCCAAAUUGUCCUAAAUUAAGAGAGGUUGCCAGUGAUCUCCAGUCUAAACUAGCAGAUCUUCAAAGCCAGCUGUCUGAGGCUUCUUUGAAAACCGCUUCAGGGCCACAAACUUUGAUCCAGAUUGAAGGAGAGCCCAUUGACUCAUUGGAUAAAACCAUUGAGCUUCAAGACAUGAUAGCAAGGCACAGGAAGGAGCUUCGAGAGGUCAAAGAUUGCUAUGAGGAGGAAGCUGAGAAGAUGAGGCAGGAAAUAGCGAAAGCCAGUGAAACCUUGCGUCUCCGUUCAGAAGAAAACGUGAAAGAGAUCGACUCAUUGACAAACUGCAUGGAGAACCUCAAAAAGAAGCACGAGAUGGAAAGGACAAACCUCAUGGAGAGGUUUGACCGGGAAAUGGAAGAGCUGAAAAGCAUGAUGAGUCCGGUCAACCCAGACAGGACCUCAACCGAUGAGGAUACACCGUCGCAUCACGCUUCAACCCUGAAGGAGCGGAUUCAGGAGCUGGUGACCCAAGUCUCGGUCAUGACUGAAGAGAUGAGACGGCGCGAAGAGCAGGGCGACAUUACAACUCAGCGGCUGAAAUACGAGAAAGACCUGGAGAACCUGAAGGCCACCUGUGAGAGGGGUUUUGCCGCCAUGGAGGAGUCCCAUCAAAAGGUGAUAGAUGAGCUGCAGAGGAAACACCAGAGAGAGCUGGAGAACCUGCAGGAGGAGAAGGAGAGGCUGCUGGCAGAGGAGACGGCAGCCACCAUCGCUGCAAUCGAAGCGAUGAAAAACGCCCACCGGACAGAGCUGGAGAAGGAGCUCGACAAGGCUCGUAAGGCCAACAGCAACGCAGAGAACGCCGACAUGGAGGAGAUCCACAGACAGCAUGAGGAGGAGCUGUGUUCGUUCCAGCGGGAGAUCGAGGUGUUGUCGGAGCAGUAUUCCCAGAAGUGCCUGGAAAACGCCCACCUGGCUCAGGCGCUGGAGGCCGAGAGGCAGGCCCUCAGGCAGUGUCAGAGAGAGAACCAGGAGCUCAACGCACACAACCAGGAGCUGAACAACCGCCUGGCUGCAGAGAUCACAAAGAUGCGUUCAAUGACGUCUGAGGACGGAGUAGGAGACACAAACACCACAAUACAGGGGAAAGAGCUCUACGAGUUAGAAGUGAUGCUGAGGGUGAAGGAGUCUGAGGUCCAGUACCUGAAGCAGGAAAUCAACUCCCUGAAAGAUGAACUCCAAGCUGCCCAAAGAGACAAGAAAUAUGCAACAGAUAAGUACAAGGACAUCUACACGGAGCUGAGUAUCGUCAAGGCCAAAGCAGAGCGGGAUCUGGGCCGGCUCAGAGACCAGCUGCAGCUGGCACACGAGGCGCUCGGGGAGUCGUCGCUGGAGGAGGUGGAGCGAGGGGGAUACGAUAUCAUGAAGUCCAAAAGCAACCCUGACAUCCUCAAGAUGGCAGCUGCUGCAGCCAAACGGUCAGAGCGGACCAUGAGGUCAAAGAGUCUAAAGGAAGGGCUGACAGCAGAGCAGAGACUCCACCUGUUUGAAAAUAAAGACACGAAGGAGUUCUGACAGUGACGUCCGAUCACGUCUACCGACCUUGCUGCAUGUUUAAAGCCCACUAUAUUUUAGCUCUGUAAUUACUUAUUUAGUAACACUACACACUGGUCACAAACACAGAUCAUAUAUUAUUAAAAAAAAAAAAACAUGGUAUGAAGUUUGAAUUUCAUGUCUAGAGUUUGCAUUCCAUGCACUUCAGUUAACUGUGACAUUUUUUGUAUUAUUUUUUGCUGCCAUGUCUUACUGUAAAUAGUGUUUUUAAUUGAGCAUCUGCCAUACAUACACUAAAACUAUGACUGUGUAAGCUACUGUUUUAACUCCCUAGACUGUUGCUAGCCAAAGGCAUAAAUGUGAUGUUUGACGGCUAAAACGCUACAUAUUGACGAGUGAGUAAUACUUGCAUAACAAAACAAAAAAAAAAAAGCAUAGGAAUGAGUCUGGCGUUCAGGUGUGCACGUUAACACUCUGUCACUCCGUUAUCAUUCCAGCACAGAUGGAAGUGUUGCUCAGUAAAACAAGCUAUGGAACUAAAACUGCUCGUCUGCUCGUCUUAGAAAAAAAACAACCUACCAUGAUGCUUCAUCGCCUGACUUUAAAUUAACAUCAAAGAUGUUCUCUGUAAUCUGAGAUUUGAGAUGCCCGUUUAAGGGUGACAGCUGAAUGCAUAUGGAUGGGAUUCACUGACUAUAAUUUAAAUAUAUAUAUAUGAAAAUUUAUAUAGAGUUUUUUUUUUCCCCUCCUUACUGCAAUCAUUGGUCCAGCUGUAUAGGAGUCGUUGGAGUUGGUUUAUGUUUGUAGUCUUGUUCAGUGGCAGUCCCUUUGUAUUUAUUUAAAUGGUUGGGAUUUUUCUUUCACAUUCCCAUUCCUCUGUACUCUAUUAUUGUAAAUAUAAAGCAAAUAUACACCGACUGACAGGUUUAUUAGCAAUAAAUAUUUUUGCACCCUC
Molecule: messenger RNA, 7903 nt
Organism: Lates calcarifer (barramundi perch)
Lineage: Eukaryota; Metazoa; Chordata; Actinopteri; Centropomidae
Gene: mpripb
Product: myosin phosphatase Rho interacting protein
Biological process (GO): actin filament organization
Cellular component (GO): actin cytoskeleton
Molecular function (GO): actin filament binding
Source: RefSeq, a predicted model, not a curated record